CUGAAAGUGUGUGAGUUCUUGAAAAUGGCUCAGGCUAGUAUUUCAGUAGAUCAGGACCAGUUUGUCUGUCCACUAUGUCUGGAUUUCCUGAAGGAUCCAGUGACUAUCUACUGUGGUCACAGUUUCUGUAAGAUGUGUAUCAAUGACCACUGGGAUCAGGAGAAUCAAAAAAGUGUCUACAGCUGUCCUCACUGCAGAGAUAAUUUCACUCAAAGACCUAUUCUUCGCAGAAACAGUAUGUUGGCUGAAUUGAUGGAGAAGCUGCAGACAAUUGAAGUCCAAGCUCCUUCUCAUGCUCACUGUUACGCCGGACCUGGUGAUGUGGAGUGUGAUUUCUGCACUGGAAGAAAACACAAAGCCGUCAAGUCCUGUCUGGUGUGUGUGGCUUCUUACUGUGAAAUUCAUCUGAAACCUCAUCUCGAACGUCCUGCUUUGAAGAAGCACACAUUAAUUAAAGCGUCAGGAAAACUACAAGAGAAGAUCUGCUCUGAGCACGACGAAGUGCUGAAGAUCUACUGCCGGACCGAUCGAACCUGCAUCUGUUAUCUGUGCAUGAUGGAUAAACACAAAGGACACGAGACCGUCACGGCUGCAGCAGAACGAGCCGAGAAACAGAAUAUGCUGAAGGAGGACCACAUAAGAUUGCAGAAGAAAAUCCAGGAGAAGCAGAAGAUGGUACAGGAGUUGAAACAGGCUGUGAACAUUAUAAAGCUUAAUGCACAGACAUCAGUAGAUGACAAUGAGAGGAUCUUUACUGAGAUGAUCAGCUCCAUAGAGAAAAAGCGCUCGGAGGUGACAAAGCUGAUCAGAGAUCAGGAGAAGGCUGAACUGAGUCGACCUGAACGACUCCUGGAGCAACUGGAACAGGAGAUUUCUGAUCUUCAGACGAGAAUCACUGAGCUGGAGCAGCUUUCACACACACAAGAUCACAUCCAUUUCCUUCAGGCUUUAGUUUCUGGACGCCAGUCUCCUACAAUACUAAAACCAUAUUUCCACACAUCGAGCAUCACUGUCCAUCAACAUCUCUCAUUUGAUGGAGUGAGAAAUUCUCUCUCAGACCUGAAGAAGAGAUUCAAGGAAUUCUGUGAGGAGGAAUUUAACAAAAUCCCUCCACAAGUUGCAGCUGUUUAUGUUAUUUCACCGCAAGAGCCACAAAGCAGAGAAGAUAUUUUGAAAUAUUACUGUUACCUGACACUGGAUCCCAACACAGCACAUCGUAACCUCAUUCUGUCUGAGAAGAACAGAGAAGUGAAAUACAGUACAAGCGAUCAGAAGUACUUUGAUAAUCCAAAUAGAUUUAACUGUAUAUGGCAAGUGUUGUGUAAGGAGAGUGUGUGUGGACGCUGUUACUGGGAGGUGGAGUGGCGCAGUGAUGGAGGUGUGGCCGUAUCAGUCUCAUAUAAAGACAUCAGCAGGAAAGGGCGGGGUGAUGAAUGUAGGUUUGGACACAAUAAUCAGUCUUGGAGUUUGUGGUCUUCUUCAUCUUCUCUCUGUUUUUAUCACAACAACAAAAAAACGGAUCUCGAAGUUUCAUCGUCCUCCAGGUUAGGGGUGUUUGUGGAUUACAGUGCAGGAACUCUGUCCUUCUACAGCGUCUCUGACACCAUGAAGCUCCUCCACAAAGUCCACACCACAUUCGCUCAGCCUCUAUAUGCUGGAUUUGGGCUCUACUGGGGGUCGGCUUCUACUGUGAGAUUGUGUGAUCUAAAUGAAAGUGUGUAGAUGAUUCAUGUAAAAUUCCUGCAGGUUGCCAUGUUGUUGCUAAAACGUCACAAAGAUUUUGAGACAAACUGCUAAAAUGUAAAAGAAAACUGAUCUAAUAAAAUUUUGUGG
Silurus meridionalis is the source of this 1833-nucleotide messenger RNA. Its product is annotated as tripartite motif-containing protein 16-like. The record is from RefSeq and is a predicted model, not a curated record. Bases 25 to 1722 code for a protein of 565 amino acids. The transcript is spliced from 6 exons. Gene Ontology annotation, molecular function: zinc ion binding; protein binding. Lineage: Eukaryota; Metazoa; Chordata; Actinopteri; Siluriformes; Siluridae.